This is a messenger RNA of Temnothorax curvispinosus, 2432 nucleotides long. It is a transcript of the gene Mob2, whose product is annotated as MOB kinase activator-like 2. Gene Ontology annotation, molecular function: protein kinase activator activity. The transcript is spliced from 7 exons. Gene Ontology annotation, cellular component: nucleus; cytoplasm. The record is from RefSeq and is a predicted model, not a curated record. NCBI's taxonomy places the organism in Eukaryota, Metazoa, Arthropoda, Insecta, Hymenoptera, Formicidae. The coding region runs from base 928 to 1869 and encodes 313 amino acids. Gene Ontology annotation, biological process: positive regulation of protein phosphorylation; signal transduction.
AACGCGCGCCGCCGCCGCCGCUGCCGCCGAUGCUGCUGCUGCCGCUGCCGCUGCUGCUGCUGCUGCCGCCGCUGCCGCUAGCUGCCUCCUACCGCCUGACUACUACCGUGGUGCUGGUACUGUGGGGAAAGAGUGAGAGAAAGGGAAGGAGAGGAGAUUUACACUUUGUUUUCCCGUCUAUCGCGCGCGCUGCUUUCCUCACGACGGUGAUCCACACGAAAAUCAUCCAAGCUGGAUAGGUUACCCGAGUAUCUCCGCGAUACCGUGGACUGGUUUAUGGGAUCGACGAUGAACGAUCUUUCACGACUACCGUAAACGAGAUCGAUUGUCUUCCAAACAGCGUGUCUUCCGCAACUUCCGUCGUCUUCCCGCGAGCUACAUAUUUCUUCUUCAGCCGAAUAGUAGAUCGGGCGUCACCAUCAUCUAUGCUACUGAACAAAUCGCCAGACCUGCACGGAGUGAGAAAAUAUCGUUACUAAGAAACUUGAACACAUUUAUAGUACACGAGUAUUUAGAACGGAUUUUAGAGAAGAAGAAAAAGAAGAGGAGCGCGGAAUAGAGAAGAAAUCAAAAUCUAGACGGAUCCGACCGAUUCUCAAACCUGCCAUUAACAGGUGCACCGAAAGGAGAUUCUCCGAUAUAAUCCCUCGAUACGAACAUUCCGUCCUCGAUACCAAAGAGAUUAUUUACCACGCUCGGGGAUUCUCGGCCGAGUGAUAGCUCGCCACCGCGCACCGGUCUCUGCAUAAGAGGGAGAUCCGGAGAAAGCCGUCCCGGCGCGUGCUGACCAACGUUCGAUGACAAACGAACAAGAUUUGGUGCCUACCCAGCGUGCGUGAGCGGAUCCUCGGGCACGAGGGCGGUGCGCCGAGGCCGAGGAGAUCGUCCUCAACGACGACGAUCGCGACGACGAAGACGACGGGAACGAUGCUACGCUCGCCGGCGCGAGGCGCCGUCACCGUCCUACGGGUGCCCUCCUCUGCUUCCGCAUCCGUUUCUGCCGCGGCGGCGGCGGCCGCGGUGGCAUCCUCGACGGCCACGACCGUCUCAGCGCCGCCGACGCCGGUCCACCACGGCGGCGCCGGUACCGGGACCGGCAGUUCGAGCAGCGCCUCCUCCUCGCGUCUCUCCCUGCUCGACACCUGCCAUAGGAAGAUCCGGCUCUUCGGCGAGCUAGUCGCAAAGGCCAGACGAAAGGAGAAGGAUGCGGGAACCACGGAGGAUCCGAAAUUGUACCUGGAGGAGGCCGCCCUCGAGAGGCAGCUACCGGAGCUGGACCUGAGGAUGCUCGUGGACCUACCGCCCGGCCUGGACUACAACGAGUGGCUGGCGUCGCACACCCUCGCAUUGUUUGACCAUAUUAAUCUCGUCUACGGCACGAUAUCCGAGUUCUGCACCAUGACGGGCUGUCCCGACAUGACCGGACCCGGCUUAAGAACGUAUCUGUGGUUCGACGAAAAGGGAAAGAAAACGAGGGUUGCGGCGCCACAAUAUAUAGACUACGUUAUGACAUUUACGCAACGCACCGUUAGCGACGAAACUAUAUUCCCUACAAAAUAUGCAAACGAGUUCCCGAGCUCGUUCGAGUCGAUAGUGCGUAAGAUCCUGCGGCUACUGUACCACGUAGUGGCACACAUCUACCACUGCCACUUCAGGGAGGUGGCGCUUUUGGGGUUGCACGCUCACCUCAAUUGUGUAUUCGCCCACCUCACGCUCCUUAAUCAACGCUUCAACCUUAUAGACCCCAAGGAGACGGAGAUCCUGGGGGACUUGGAGGCCGCCCUCUUGGGUGACUCGACAUCCGCGCCUUCGCAGACCUUAGCCAUCCAGGAGACUCCGACCACCACGAACACUAGCAGUACCACCUAGAUCGCUGCGAUGCGUCAUAGCGAGCGAGCAGAGGUUGCAGUUCCUGAGACUAGGUGACGAUAGGCGAUACGUUCGUUCAUUCGGUUUCUUUUUGUCUCCUUUUUUUCUUUUUGUAGAUUACAUGCGAAAAAUAAGGUUUAUUGCGAUACGAUCGGCCGGUAAAAGAGAGGAGAAGUAUGAGAGAGUGAGAGAAAGAGAGUGAGAGUGCGAGGGAGAGAAUGAGAGAAAGCAGCGAUUCUGUAAAAAUGAGAAAAGAUAUACCAGUAGUACCUGUACAUAGCAAAGUGUGAACAACUAAAUGAUGUAAUUAGGUUCCUCCGUUUGUUGUUUGUGAGAUUGUACAUAAUUUAUUAAAUGGUAAGAUACACGAGAAAGGGGAAGAGAGAGAAAGAACGAAAGAAAGAAGAUGAGAGAGCGAGAGCAUGCACGAAAGUGACAAAGAACAUUGAUUAUUAUUGACAAAGCUAGUUGCUAUAAGAGAUAAUUUGUUCUGUAAAAAAAAUGAUACAAUAAUAAUAUUGUAAAGUUAAAAUAAUACCAAAUAUAUACCUGGUGUUAAGGCA